CAAACGAAGAUCACUUCCGGUGUAUUUCACCGUGUGCUUUAGUUUGUUGGAAGAAAGGCCGACACAGCUACAAAUAUGCAGUCCCCUCUUGUGAAUAUCGCUUUGUUGUCGUCUUAUGUUUUAUUUUCUCUGACUCAUAUUCAGAAGGUUGCAGCUGAGGCGAAUGCGAGAGGGUUCGGAGACGGCAUCCAUUGGAGGAGUCUGGACGAUGGGAAGAAGGAGGCAGAGGCCAGUGGACUACCACUGAUGGUUAUCAUCCACAAGACAUGGUGUGGGGCCUGCAAAGCUCUGAAGCCCAAGUUCGCCGAGUCUAAGGAGAUCUCUGAGCUGGCGCACAACUUUGUCAUGGUCAACCUGGAGGAUGAGGAGGAGCCUAAAGAUGAGGCAUACAGUCCUGAUGGUGGAUACAUUCCCAGGAUUCUGUUCUUAGACCCCAGUGGUAAAGUCCACCCUGAGAUCACCAACAAAAACGGAAACCCCAACUACAAGUUUUUUUACAGCAACGCAGACCAAGUUGUGUCUGCUAUGAAACAAGCUCAGGAGAAGUUGACAGGUGAUGCCUUCAGGACCCACAUUGAAGACGAGCUGUAAAGGUGGUAGGAUCGGUGGGGGGAGAGAGAGAGAAGGCUGCAGGGUUUCUUCUCCACUACCCUUCGAUCCUGAAGUGUCCACUCGGUCCCUUCACUAUCACAUGCUUAGUGAACUCUGAAGGCUAGUAGAGGCACAUUUCAGGGCUCUCUUUCCAACCGUGUCCACUUUCUUUCCUCACCCCAUAACCUGUUGACCUACUGUCUAGAAACCAACUUUUUUUGUUGUUGUUUGUUUUACAUUUGUUCCAGUACCUCCACAAUCCUCUAGUUGUUUCAACUGUAUAGUCCUCUAGAGAGUGUGAAUGAAUGGGAGUCCCAUCUUGGUCAACCAGAAGCAAACCGUCUAUCUGACACACACAGGUGCUGAAGUUUUUAGUUUCUUCUCCAUGUACCUUGUUUUUUUUUAAAUCGUAAACUUCUGAUGUAAUCGAUCCACGUAUCGACGUGUAAUUCGAGGUUGAAUUACAGGCCGUAAUAACAACUCUGUAGAAGUUGAUCAACAGAACAGCCUGUAUCCAUAAACCGUCCUGUAUUUAAAAAACACACACACUUUUACACACAAGACUUCAGACGGUAAGAGUUCUCUUUUCAACGUUAACGUGUUUCCAACGUUUCAUUUUUGAAACGCUCCGUCAAUGUAUACAAAGGGGUCUUGAUUUCCAUCUCCUUUUUUUUCCGUGGGGGGGGGGGAUUUCUUUUAAAAUCAGUAUAUCAAUAAAAUGUUGAAUCCAGUCAUUUUUAUCUGGGGCAAAAUGUUCAAUUGCUAAAAAAUGAUUUGGUUUCGUGUGGACCACCCCCAAGCGGCUCAUAAUUCUGACGAGACCAAACUGCUUUCUGUGAAGAAUAGAAGGGACACGAGAUAAGUCUUCUCAUGCUGUAUUUUCUUUUUUACAUGUAUGUACACAGCCAAGUGUUAAUAAAGUUUGUUGUGUGGAAUGA
Molecule: messenger RNA, 1529 nt
Organism: Salvelinus fontinalis (brook trout)
Lineage: Eukaryota; Metazoa; Chordata; Actinopteri; Salmoniformes; Salmonidae
Gene: txndc12
Product: thioredoxin domain containing 12 (endoplasmic reticulum)
Exons: 7
Coding region: 76-591 (171 amino acids)
Cellular component (GO): endoplasmic reticulum
Source: RefSeq, a predicted model, not a curated record